AGAAAGGACCUGCGAUUCCGCUGAGAAUCACAGUCGCGCUUAUUUAGUGUGAUAAGGCGGAUAUACAGCGAGCUCCGACAUAAGCGGCGUGCGGGAAGGUUGCACGCUGUCUACUUCUGCCCGGCACAUUGCAGCAGACGCACGCACACACACGUAUGCGCACUGCCUGCCACUUGCAAGACGUAAAGAGGAAAGGGAAAUGAAAAAUUGGAAUAAUCGGGCUACCCGUGUGUACUGGAAGUAAUGCACUUUGCACAGUGAGUCUCAAGAUCCGGAUGCUGGCUGACACUUCGCUUCGUUCGACUAUUCACUUUUGCGUUUCAGACCUCUUCUUUCUUGUUUAUGGUGCAGCGUGGGUCUGAUCUCUAUGACUGACACUGACAUCCACCCUUGUCCCCGCUUGCAUACGCUCUGAGAAAACAAGACGACACGGUGAAAGUUAAUGAGUUCCCCCAGCCUCAGCGACUUGGGCAAGAGUGAGAAGGCAGCGUUGGAUGAAAGGGGGACACAGCAAAGGCGUGCUGGGGCCAACGCCACCUGGAACAGUUACAAAUUUUCUGAUUCUCUUGUAAUAACUAUUGAAAGUAUCCACAAUGGUGUAAUAUCUGUGUUCCAGCGUAAAGGACUACAAGACAAUGAACUCUACAAUCUUAAUGAGGGAGUAAGGAGAUUGUUGAAAACUGAACUAGGAUCAUUUUUUACAGAGUAUCUCCAAAACCAGCUGCUUACAAAAGGCAUGGUGAUACUAAGAGACAAAAUAAAAAUCUAUGAAGGUCAGAAGCUCCUGGACUCUUUAUCAGAAACAUGGGACUUUUUCUUUAGUGACGUCCUGCCAAUGCUUCAGGCAAUAUUCUAUCCUGUGCAGGGAAAAGAUCCCUCAGUUCGGCAGCUAUCAUUGUUGCACUUCAGGAAUAUAAUUGCUCUCAACGUCAAACUGGAUGAUGCCAUUUCACGGCCACGUGCUCGAAUCCCACCUUCCAUUAUUCAAAUGCUUCUCAUUUUACAGGGGGUCCAUGAGUGUAAAGGAGUGACUGAGGACUAUUUGAAACUAGAGUCUCUCAUCCAGAAGGUUGUGUCUCCAUAUCUUGGAACCUACGGCAUGCUGUCUGAAGAUGGCACUGUUUCACACUGCUGUUGCAUUCUGGAGAACCGCCUGCUUCGACACUGCUCAAAGUCUGGUGAUGUAAUAGGGAAAAAUCCUGUGGUGCGCUCAAAAAGCUACAACAACCCUUUGCUAACUCCAGUAGCAGAAUAUGAGUCUGAGAUUGGAUCUCUCAAUGGCACUGCAAGCAUUCGAAGACACUCUGUUUCAGAGAUCACCUCCUGUUUAGGACUACAAGGCUACUCUAACCUCACCACUAUCACCGAUGUUGGAUCCAAGAGCUCUAUGUCAAAAGCCAGCUCAUCAGGAGAGGAAGAUCCGUCCUCCAUAUUGAGAACAGCCUCCUCAAACAGUCAACAGCAAGGGAUUUUUGAUGAUUUCAGCGUAUCCAAAAACUCUUUGCAAACUCUUUCACAGUCCUCCAGUCCAGAAACUAUGGUGGACCAGAUUUUAGAAUCGGUAGACUCAGACUCGGAAGGGAUUUUUAUUGACUUCACACGUCAUUGUUCAGAUUCUCCGGAGUACAGCAGGGAGCCUAACAGGCAGAAUGUGAUGUGACUUGUGUUGUUUUUUACGAAAGAAAAAGACAGAAGAACAGUGUGGCUGUGUGACAAUCACCACAAAUCUUUUAUGAAUUAAAUCAAUCAUGGAAAUGCUGAAAUAAAUUUCAUUUAUGUCCUUUGA
Molecule: messenger RNA, 1786 nt
Organism: Polypterus senegalus (gray bichir)
Lineage: Eukaryota; Metazoa; Chordata; Cladistia; Polypteriformes; Polypteridae
Gene: prr5b
Product: proline rich 5b (renal)
Exons: 10
Coding region: 443-1660 (405 amino acids)
Biological process (GO): TORC2 signaling
Cellular component (GO): TORC2 complex
Source: RefSeq, a predicted model, not a curated record